Boleophthalmus pectinirostris (great blue-spotted mudskipper) is the source of this 7039-nucleotide messenger RNA. RefSeq names its product ArfGAP with GTPase domain, ankyrin repeat and PH domain 3 (gene agap3). The record is from RefSeq and is a predicted model, not a curated record. Lineage: Eukaryota; Metazoa; Chordata; Actinopteri; Gobiiformes; Gobiidae. The transcript is spliced from 18 exons. Gene Ontology annotation, molecular function: protein binding; GTPase activity; GTP binding. Bases 349 to 3129 code for a protein of 926 amino acids. Gene Ontology annotation, cellular component: nucleus.
UGGCGGCAGGACCAGGGAAGCCGUGCAGCUGAAGCCGAGCCCCAUUGUCUCCUACAAACAGCACCACCAGGGAAACGGCUGGGGAAAGGAGGAGUGUGCGCAGAGUGGUAGGCAAGGCGCGUUUGUAAGCCACAAAAGAGAAACCAGCCCUGGACAGAGCAUCUGGCCAGUAACGGAAAAUGAAUCACAGCCAAGUUGUAAUAAUAUGAGCAAAAACUGCGUUUUAUUGCAACGGGCGUCCUACUACCGAUCGUUUUCUACUCUCGCACCUCGCGCGGACUUCUUUUGUUCGCAUCGCUUCAGACCCAAAUACUCGCUCUAAACUCUCCUUCAGCAGAAAGCACCAAGAUGAAUUUCCAAGCGGGCGUCCAAGUGUCCGGUAUCUCGCAGCAGCCUCAGCCGGCCAUGCCCACUCCAGGCUCGGUUCAGGCGCCUGUGCCCGUGCCGGUUCCCCAGUCCAUUCCGUCCCAGUUCGGUUCCGGUUCGUCUGGAGGCUCUGGAGCUGGUCAAUUCGGUUCAGGGACAGUUUCUGGACAGGGUGCUGGCCAGCCCGGGUCGGCUGGCUCGCAGUUUUUGUCCAACUCAGCGGCCAUCAGAGCUGAGAUCCAUCGGUUCGAGUCGGUCCAUCCCAACAUUUACGCCAUCUACGACCUGAUCGAGCGUAUUGACGACCUGGCCCUGCAAAAUCAGAUCCGGGAGCACGUUAUCUCAAUUGAAGAUUCGUUCGUCAACAGCCAAGAGUGGACAUUGAGUCGAUCGGUGCCAGAACUCAAAGUGGGGAUUGUGGGUAAUCUCUCCAGUGGGAAGUCCGCCUUGGUCCACCGAUACUUGACAGGGACGUAUGUGCAGGAAGAGUCUCCAGAAGGUGGCCGUUUCAAGAAAGAAAUAGUCGUGGAUGGACAGAGCUACCUUCUCCUGAUCAGAGAUGAAGGAGGGCCUCCAGAAUUACAGUUUGCUGCCUGGGUGGAUGCAGUGGUGUUCGUGUUCAGCCUGGAGGAUGAGAUCAGCUUUCAGACCGUCUACAAUUACUUUCUGAGACUGUCGAGCUACAGGAACACAGCUGAGGUCCCCAUGGUGCUGGUCGGGACGCAAGAUGCCAUCAGCGCAGCCAACCCCAGAGUGAUUGACGACUCGAGAGCCCGAAAGCUGUCCAACGAUCUGAAGCGCUGCACGUACUAUGAGACCUGCUCCACCUAUGGCCUGAACGUGGAGAGGGUGUUCCAGGACGUUGCCCAGAAGGUGGUGGCCAUGAGAAAAAAGCAGCAGCUGUCCAUUGGCCCGUGUAAAUCUCUCCCUAACUCCCCGAGUCACUCAUCAGUGCCAGCGGCCUCGCUCCCCUCUGUCCACAUCAACCAGGCGUCCAAUGGCGGGGGCGCGUUCAGCGACUACUCCUCCUCCGUCCCCUCCACCCCCAGCAUAAGCCAGCGGGAGAUGCGCAUAGAGACCAUCGCUGCCUCCAACACGCCCACGCCCAUCCGCAAGCAGUCCAAGAGGCGCUCCAACAUUUUCACAUCGCGGAAAGCCAGUGAGCAGGCAAAGAACGUUGACAGUAAGACAGACAGCAUAGGCAGUGGAAGGGCCAUUCCUAUCAAACAGGGAAUCCUUCUGAAGCGAAGUGGCAAAUCCCUCAACAAGGAAUGGAAGAAGAAAUAUGUCACACUGUGUGAUAAUGGAGUCCUCACUUACCACCCCAGUUUACAUGACUAUAUGCAGAACGUACAUGGGAAAGAGAUCGACUUGUUGAGGACGACAGUGAAGGUUCCAGGGAAGCGACCACCUCGAGCAGUCGCCACAGUUGCCCCCACCGCCCCCACCGCCAGCCCCAAGACCAACGGGCUCACCAAGGACCGCAGUGGCCUUCAGCUUGGCAUAGGAAAUACAGGAGCGCCUCAUUCCAACAGCAGCUCAUCCCUGACGGGCGGGGUGGUGUUUGGGAAGGACGGGAUGCACCAGCGCUCCUUCUCCGUGUCCAGCGCUGACCAGUGGAAUGAAGCCAUCAACACCAGUACAACAAGUGGAACAUCCAAUGGGAUGGGAGAUCCGACCAACUCCAAUCUGGGCAGCGCCACAAGUCCCAAACUUGAACCCCCUCCGUCGCCCCACGCCAACCGCAAGAAACACAGAAGGAAAAAGAGCACGGGCAUCACCAAACCAGACGGCCUCUCAACGGGCAACGAAGAGCAAGAGGAUUCGUUCGAGUUCAUCAUUGUGUCAUUGACGGGUCAGACGUGGAACUUUGAAGCAUCGACGUAUGAAGAAAGAGAACUGUGGGUCCAGGCCAUUGAAAGUCAGAUCUUUGCCAGUCUGCAGUCCUGUGAGAGCAUAAAGAACAAGUCUCGGUUAGGGAGCCAGAGUGAUGCCAUGGCCAUUCAGUCCAUACGCAACGUGAGGGGGAACAGCUUCUGCGUGGACUGCGAUGCACCAAAUCCAGACUGGGCCAGUUUGAACCUGGGGGCCCUGAUGUGUAUCGAGUGUUCGGGGAUCCACAGAAACCUGGGCACGCACCUGUCUCGUGUGCGCUCCUUGGAUCUGGACGACUGGCCCGUGGAGCUCAGCAUGGUCAUGACGGCCAUCGGGAACGCCAUGGCGAACAGCGUGUGGGAGGGAGCACUGGACGGAUACAGCAAACCCGCCAGUGACAGCACCAGGGAGGAGAAGGAGCGGUGGAUCCGGGCUAAGUACGAGCAGAAGCUGUUCCUGGUGGGCCUGUCUCAGUCAGACAUCCCCCUUGGCCAGCAGCUGCUCCGGGCCGUGGUGGAGGACGACCUGAGGCUGGUGGUGGUGCUUCUGGCUCACGGCACCAAAGAGGAGGUGAAUGAGACGUACGGGGACGGAGACGGGCGCACCGCUUUGCACCUGUCCUGCGCCAUGGCCAACGUGGUCAUCACACAACUGCUCAUAUGGUACGGCGUGGACGUGAAGAGUCGUGACGCCCGUGGGCAGACCCCCCUGUCGUACGCCCGCCGCGCCGGGAGCCAGGAGUGCGCCGACAUCCUGCUCCAGCACGGGUGCCCCAACGACAACAGCACCCUGGCCUCCGUGCCCACGCCCAACAUGACGCGCCGAAACCCCAACAUCAACAACAACAACGCCCAGUGUGAACUCAAUCGCAGUAUUAGCAUCAUGUAGGACUCCCGUUCUUAAACCCACUCGCUCUGUCUGUACCUCCCGUCCCGCCGCGUACCCGUUGAUACUUUGCAGUGACGUCAUGCUGGGGGUGUUCUACAUGGAUCUCUAUUGGCGGAAUGUUCAGAAGUUAAGUUUUAAAAAGAAAAAAACUUUAAUGGAUUUAAACAAGACAUUUUCAGGAGGCUGUGAUCAAUACGAGUGUUCACGGUUUGAGUUUCAACAAAAAGGUGGGAGUGACUUAAAACUGAAAAAUCUUUUGACUGUAAUUUUAUGUGUAAGAGACUUAUUUAAAUGCACAAAUCAUCUCACCCCUUGUAGUUCCAAGUCAGCUCUUUCUGGUCAGAUUGUGUUAAAAAAAAGCAGCUCAUAUUAAAUCUAACAAGAGUAACAGAUCUUCUAACGGAGUAGUUUCAGUUAUCAUCACACUCCCAGAGAAUGUUGAUGACGUCUGCUGCAAAGUAUCAAUUUAACGAAAUUUUGUAGGGACAUUCCAGUUGUUCGAUAUUCCAAUACGCUGAAAAGACAUGGGCGAUUCAGGUUUCAUUGUUUCAUAUAAUUUGUAAUUUCUGUUGGUAAACUGUAACUCAGCUCGGAUUUAAGCUUUUUUUGUUAAGCGUCAACCAAACAAAUGACUUACUUAGGCAUUGGUACCUACACAAACCAUUUCCUCCGUGCUACAACAUUCGCUUGAUGUCUUCCCUUUUUCGCGAACACGUCCCUGUUUCCUUAAUGAGCGCGAAUGAGAAUUUUCCGCACAUCCCAAUAUCAUAAAACUGUGAGGAAUAGUUUUUCAAGUGACAAAUGCGAGAACGAAAAGUGAAUCUUCCAUAAUCUCGCAGCUUUAGUAAUGAUGCAUGUCUCUAACGCAGCCAUCAAACUCUUGACAUACCAUCUAUAUACAAAGGCAAAGCAAUUAUAGUUGAAAAGUCCAAAUGAUUUACUUAAUUUGCAGCGAAAUGGGUUUGGCUUUGAUUGCAGGAUUAUCGUGGGUUGAAAGUGAUUCUUUUUCAGCGAUCCUCCGACGAAAGUGUCCCUAACCAUAAGGAAAUUACAGACCACCAUGUUUUAUGACCAUCAAGCUUCUCCGCUUUUGUUAAUGCGCCUCUUCAAUCAGAUUUCAUUCAUAUUCCAGCGCGAGAAUCAUACUGAGAAAUUGUACCAUUACAGUGUCUUUGUUGCCGUAAUUCUUCGAUUGACUAGAUUGUGUUGAUAAUUGUUUGCAACGUAGAUUCGGCGCAGAUUUCAAGGCUGCAGCGUAAUGGAAUAUUCCUUCACCUCCCGUGGCCCUCGAACACUAGACUUUUCCGAGACCAUUUCCUCCAUUGUUGCUGUGAAAUGGCCGAUAUAUAUGGCACAUUAGUCGUGUCUACUGUAUGCGAGUUUGGGAGCUGUAUCGCGGAGAGUAAAAGAAAAGUGGACCUGCAAGUAGCACAUAAUUUGCAAUGUGUCUGUAAGCUUGCCAGUUCUAUAAUGGAUUUCUAUGGGAAAAAUGAGCCGAAAAUGACACCAAAAUGGGGACCAGGACUAUCUCAGGAAUCAGGAUACACCCAUUUUCUUAACAGUUAACAACAGCAGAAAGACAUGGUACAUACAAAUUGACUUUUCUUCCUACAAAUUCACAUUUUCUUGUAUGAAGAUUUCUAAAGUCAUAUUGUAAUUUUUUGUGGUACCUGCAUCUCCACCAGAAAACUUCCAACGUGCAGUUUAACGCAGUGAUUAGUAAAGGGCAGCUAACUUUGCUUUAAUAAUGUUCCUUGUCUUAUUCAUAGUAUGUCCCCAUGUCCUUCGGUCCACUUUUCUUCUCCUCUCCUCUGUACUCUUCCGUUUCUUGUCUGUGAAUCUGUGUAACAUAGUCUCAGCGUCCCUAUAGGUACAAACCACAUUAGAAAUAAGACAAAGAAAAGGAAACUGACAUCUUAACUUUGUGUACAGACUUGUAAAAAGUAGUCACGUCUCCUUAAAGUGAGUAUGACAGGUUCCGAUGAUUCUCAAUUUUUGCUUAAUUUAGUAGAAUAAAUCCGGUUGUAAAUAUAAAUUAAAGUUUUACACCAAUAAAGAAGCAAUUUGCGAAGAAAAGUUGAAAAAUAUGUUGAAAAUUACAAGUAGAGAGUGGGAGAAUUGUGUCCAAAAGUUUGGCACAGUUUGCUCAAGAAAGUCAUUUUUCUGACUUCUGCAAAAUUUCCUUAUAUUUUUAUGGUUACUAGGUAACAGUGAUGGAAUUCCCGAGCGUGAUGUCAUGAUUGUUAACUAGGAAGUAAAAUAGGGUGACCAGAUUUUCAAAAUAAAAAACUAUUAAGGGUUGUAUAAUAAAAUUGUGAAACUGUGAGUAACUGUUCUGCACCCGGUCACAUUUUCUUUGUGUUUUGGUCAUUUUUAAGCAGAUUUUCUGUAUUUUAUCUAAACAAAUGUCAAUAUACGCCUCUCUUUACCGUCAAAAAUGGUCAAAAUUAGGGACACCGGGGAUAUUUGUUGUCUAAAAUUGGGACAAAUCAGUGGUUUUGGAUAAAUCAUGGCUCAAAACUGGAACUUUCCCAGGUAAAUGGGAACGUCUGGUGACCUUAACGUAAAAUUUCAAACCUAAAAAAUUGCCAAAUCUUUAGUCAAAUCUUAAAUACAACAAUCUUAACUGUGUUUUAGUGAAAUGAGUAGUCUAACCUGUCAUACACACUUUAAGUCUUAUAUAAUCUAUGACUUUUAGAAUGGUCAAAAUCCCUUUCUCUGUGUCGUCCUACUGUCCGAAAUGCUAAUACGCAGCCUAAACCACGGGGAGUACAACAAGCAGCAGAUGACUGAACUUUAAACGCGAUUUGUAGACCAGUUUGCAUCUAUUUUUUUUUUUUUAAUAAGUAUUCAUAUAUUGCGUAAAAUAAGCCAUUUGAGUCAUACUUGAUCGUUUAAGGGAGUUUGUUGAUAUAUUUCUUUUUACUGACUGCCAUUUUAAGGUCAUUGUUUUAAGCUUUUAAACCAAGAUAUUUGUUUACAAUACCUUGGUACUUUUUUACAGUAUUUCACCUGUGAUAAUUUUAAAGUGGUCACUGAAGAAGUAGUUGGAUAUUUUGGGGAAUACUUUUGCGCAAACAUGAGAGUAUGGUUUUGCAGUUACAGUUAGCUUUUUUUUUUUUUUAUUCUGAAAGCAUUUAUUACUUAUUUUCUUGAUGCUAACAGAUGCUAAACCUGUGUAGCGCUCUGUUGUUUUGUUUACGUAGCUUCAUCAACGCUAAGCUAACUUUUUUUUCAGUGCUACAAGCUAACUGCCUUGCUUAACGGCCGCUAAAUCUAAAUUUCUCUCAAACAAAAAGGGAAAUAUUUUAGUUCCCCAAAAUGUCCGACAACUUCUUAAUGACAAAACACUACUAGCCACUACUUUAACUGUGUUUUACGUGUACUGUACAGCGGUACUAGCCUUAUUUUGAUCUGAUUACUUGACCUAGCGUGUUUAUUUAGCUUGAGGGGCUAAUAGGUAAACCUGUACAGUGAUUUCCAGAUAUUUGCAUAAAGUAGACGCUUCAACACUAGAAACUAUCUCCCUCAACGUAAAGUGUACAUAUUAGCUUUUUCGCUCCUAAGAAAUUCCGUUUUUUGACCCACAAACCGCCAUUUUAAUAUGUAGUUUUGGUUUGUUUUUAAGCAUAUUUUAAGGUACUCUGAUUGUGGUCUCUCGACAUUAAGUGACCAUCUUUGGUACUUGUGUAUAAUGAUGUACAUUUGACAUAUUUAUAAUGCAGUAAUGUAAAUAUAUUUUGUUUUUGUUUAGUUGAAUUUGACCUAUUGUAAUUCCUUUUUGCGUUCAGAACGUAAUACAAAAGCUAAAGAGUAACUUGUUGUAUGCUUGGAUGCUUGGCUGACUGUUGACCUAUUAAUAAACACUCAAAUAAAACAAUGUAGCCUUCCCUGGAGCUGGGGAAACGGA